AUCAAAAUAUAAGAAUGUGAUCACGUGAUUUGGGAAAAUAAUACGGUAGUAAUGKCGUCUCGGCGACGAUCGUGUUUUAGCAUGAAAACGGUUUGAUUUUCAUCAUUUCUAGCUUGAAAUCGAAGGAGUUAUAAAAUUGAAAAUAUCUGCUGAGAAACACCAAGGAAGUAAUGUCAAACAGGGGGMAGAUAUAUUUAUAAUUUAUAUACUUGUAUUUCUACCAAGAAACAAAUCGCCAAUAAAAUGCUAUAAUGUAUGGUGCUGAUAAUGAGGGAUGAUUACAAACAUAGCCAUGCCUAUGGCAGUAGUGACCAAGUGGAAGAUUUCCAGGUGGAAGUUAGUCUGAAAUUUCAGGAGGAAUUGCUCAAGAAAAGCUUUAUCUUCGAUCCAGAUGAUAAAAUAUGGUUUGCAAAGAUACAAGUUAUUCAUGAGCUAGCAAAGGGUGUCAAGGAUGUGUUCAAUUACGGGUUUUAUGAACCCCCUAACAAUGGUAGGGCUGGUAAGUUUCUGGAUGAAGAAAGAACAUUCAAAGACUACCCACAAAGAGGAUCUCCUGUAGAACUAGAGUUCAAAUACAAGAGAAGAGUGUAUAAAUCAUUGCAGUAUGAUAGCAAAACCUUACAGAAAGUCCAUACCAAGUCUAACCUCAAGAAAUUGUUAGAAUGUGUAUCAUCCAACAAUGUUGCACAAGUGUCAAAAUGGACAGAGAAGGGGCUGGAUCCAAACUUUCAAGAUGAUAAAAGUGGAGAAACCCCUUUAACAAUAGCAGUAACAAGUGAUGACAGGCGCGAUUUGAUAGYCAUGUUAGUAAAUGGUGGAGCUCACCUUGACUAUAGAGCAGGUGAUGGACUUACACCCAUGCACAAAGCUGCUCUUGCUGGAAAAGCUGGCAAUGUCAAGAUUCUUCUUGAUCUGGGCUGCCCACCCAAUGUAAAGGAUCCAAAGGGUCUCACACCACUUUACUACAGUGUGCUACAUGGUGGUGAUCCUUACUGUACUGAGUUGCUGCUCAAUGAGCAUGCUCAGAUGGGUGUGGCUGAUCACCAGGGUAUGCAGGAGAUCCAUCAUGCUUGCAAAAAGGGUCUUGUGCAGCACUUGGAACACUUGGUAUUUUAUGGUGCAAACAUCGAUGCUACUACAGCAUCAGGGAAUACACCUCUACACAUCACUGCACUUAGUAAUCAUGAGGAAUGUGCAAGGGUUCUUUUAUUUCGAGGUGCAAGACGAGAUAUACUCAACUAUGCCAACCAAUCAGCUUAUGAGGUUGCUGCUGUUGCUGGAAAUAAAGAACUUGCAGAGUUUAUAAGACGGUUUUCUGAUGGACAAAUAGUGAAAUUUACCGAGAAGCCAACAUACAGYACAAGGCGACGAAAAGUAGUUCCAAAACCCAGAGCGCACUCAUUGUUUGAGUACCGGUCCAGUUCAUUAGACACCCACCCCCACUCAAGUAAGAGURAUUCCAGUCUGCCUCCAUCGCCCAGGUCUUUGUCAGGAAGUCAUCGUUCCAAUAGCAAUGCUGGUAGUUUAGACGAAAACGGUCCCCACAAUGGACGAAURCAGCGUAGCACAUCAGUAUGCUCUACGACGUCAGAGUCAUCGUAUAAUUCUGAUCCUGAGGACUUGUCGUUGAACGAACGGCGCUUUCGUGCACAAGAGAAUCGAACUCGUGAUGUGGAAUACCCUUCAGGCAAGAUGGCACCGCCUGUGAAGAUAGUAUCGGGUGCAGCAUCGGUGCGUAAAAGACUAUACGCUGCUAAUGCGGCUGGUAGGCGCUACAUCGCAGUUAAAGAUUACGUUCCGUGUAGGAGUGGAGAGUUACAGCUCGAACGUGGUGAUAUUGUAGAAGUUCUGUAUGUGGGCGAGAGGGGAUUCUGGGAAGGUCGUGUUGAGGACAGGACGGGAUGGUUCCCUAGUGUAUGUAUAGAAGAACUAAAAAAAGGAGAAAAACAAAGACCAAGGACUCUUUUUGGCAGACCUCCUUCAUUUUCCGGCAUGUUCGCAAAAGCUGAGGAUCCACGAGCGCCUGCGAUUCCUGACCGUAGAUUUAUUCAAAAACCUCGUGAAGUAAUUUUGAACAGGGGAAAGUCAGGCUUUGGAUUCCAAAUGCGUGGUGCUAACUGCCAAACUCCUCGACUUAAUUUCCGUCCUACCAAAGAUUUCCCUGCCUUACAGUAUAUAGGAGAAGUGGAGCCUGGCGGCGAGGCUGAUAUCAAAGGUGUUAAAAACGAUGACUUCAUAAUAGAGGUGAAUAACGAAGACGUUACAACAGCGACUCAUAGUCACGUGGUAAAUCUCAUCAAACGUAGUGGCAAUAGUGUUAAGCUAAAGAUUGUUACCGUUCCAGUUAGCAUUGUUAAUGGGGUGGAUACACUGGAUUAUACUGAUUCAGGACAUCGAGGCAAAGUACCACCACCCUUACCACAGCGAGAUCCUUCCACUACUCUGACUCUUGGCAGAAUKAGAUCUUCUUCUAGACCAUCACUAUUUGAUGCUGGAUUAGUACACAGUCACGAAGAGCCCGCGAGCUUCAAGGUUGAUAGUGUAAUCGCCGUUUCCAAGGAUUCACAAUGGAGUACUCUUCAAAGGAGAAAACCCAGCGACUCCAAUUCCCGGUCAGCGGCGCAGUUUAAGUUCAACAGUGGGUCAAGAAGUAAACUGCGGAACCGCGGCGGUGAGAUGACUCUGGACCAACGCUCUCGCUCGAUGCAAAACAUCGCUUCGUUAUCCACACCGUAUGAUUCUGCAACAGUUGGGAGAGCUCCAAGACCGAGAAGCACGGCCGUACCGUUUGCAAUCCCGCAAGUACCCGAACGUUUYACUCGUUCCAUGUCGCACGGAGAGGAUACGUUAUCAAAGCCGAGAGACUUUCACGCUUAUUCAGAUCCCAGUCUUCUCGAWAAGCCUUCAUUACCGACAAGGAGUUUAUCGGUAGACGAAUCAAGAUACAAUAUGAGUUAUGAGACUAACUCUACGAACUUCAACGAUGAAGAAACUAUAGUAGCCACGCCUGUAAGUGCUAGCGUAACUUAUGUAGAGGACACUCAUUCGAACGUUGAUACUAGACCUAWUGAUAGUACUUAUGUCCAAGCUGCUAAUGGCGAUGUGAACAGACAACGAAAACAUAGCCUUGGGUCAAACGAUUCUUUGGGUCAAACAUUACAAAGAGCUGUUGAAGCUCGCAAUGAACGAAUCAAUGAGCAAARUCGAACUGACCGUAAAAUUAGUGCGCCUGCAAGUGUGACAAGUCAGCGUCGACGAGYUCACACAGCCGCUGAGCGUCUACGAUCUGACAUAAUGUCACAACUUAAAACACAGCUAAAUACAGAUAAUGAUGUAUCUUCAAAUGUUGAUAGUAGAUCUGAUACAAACGAAAUUGGUUAUCAAGGAAACACCUCUGGUAAUGAUUACCGUCGAAACUCAGUGAAUGAUCAAGUCCAGGGAGACGCAAUUGACAACAUUGCCCAUAGAAACACCGUGGAUACCAGGAGCCAUGGGGACGCAAUUAAUAAGGGUUACCAUGGAAACUCAGUGGAUGUAAGCUAUCAYAGAAACACAGAUGAUACAAAUUACCAUGGAAACGUCAUAGAUACUAGUUAUCAUACCCAAGUUUCACGUCCGAGUUCAGAAUCACAAGCUUCAUCACCCUCAAAAAAGAAAGAUUCACCCAAGAAAUUAGCGAAACCACCUAUUUCAAAGAAACCUGCUGCACCACCUCCUCCCCCGCCAGUGCCACCCACUGCUCCUCCUUUACCAGUCACAUCUACAGUAAAACCGUCAAAACCAGUAACUAAAGGAAAGAAAUUCGAUAUACCACAAACAGCUGUACGUCAAGGAUUGAUCACCGUGGACGCUUUACAAGCAAAAAAGGGCAAACUAAAAGCCACUAAAAAUAGCGAUCAAGAAUGUGCGAAAAACUCUAAUUCUAUUCAUGCCAUGGUAGGACAAUUGGCUGGUCAGGGGGGGCGUGCUGGGGCUAAGCCUGCGCCGGCGUUUGGUGGUAACCAGCACGCUCAUAUGCUAGCCAAGGCAGUUGCUGCUAGAGCUGCCAAAUUAGCAAACGAGGCCAGYGACAAUGAACACGAUUCGCCAUCAUCUUGGGAAGAUGACACAUCUAGCCCCAACAUUCCACGCACUAGUCCACUAAAAACAACUCAAACAAGUCCGAAAAAGACACCUCCACCAGUUGCACCCAAGAAAUCGUCGGGAAGACGAUCGUUGUUUCCGCCUAAAAUGGGUGAUCCGGACCGUCCCUACGACUACUCCACUGAGGAAGACCGUACGAUGAUGAUAUUUGAUGAUGUUAUACGUAAAGAAGUUGAAAGUGAAAAUUGGAGUUUAAAUUCAUGGAACAGCAGUGAUUCUAGUUCCCUUGCCGAAGGUGUUUUACCUCCAGGGACAUAUCUAUCAAAUAGUAUUGACGACAGACCAAGAAAGUCAAGUUUUGGAAGCGGAUCACGGCCUUGGUAUGAGUACAGCUCGGGGUCACCUUCUGAGGAGAGCCUGAACGCUAGCUCAGAACGAAUUAGUCAAUUAAGACCGAGUAUAUCUCUAGAUGAGGGUACUACAGGAAACAGAAAUAGAAUAAACGAUUUAUAUAGACGAUAUUCAGACGAAGAUGGGCGGUCCGUUAGCUCGACGUUAACCAGAGACUCUGAAAUAAAUCUUGUUCCUGUAAGUGAAAAACSUUCUCAUUCGGUGUCUAACUCCUCGAUAGGAUCGGAUGAAAUCAGUAACGACAAGUAUUUGAUCGAUAAUCGUCUAUCAAGUGACGAUUUAAAUGAGAGAUAUACUCCGACCAAUAAUGUCAUGCUCGACGAUUCGAAAGUUAGUCAUUCUGCAUCAGACGACAGUGAAGUUGUGGAGAAGACCAUUACAACGCAAUCAGGAAUAAAGAUAAAGUUACUUCUAAAUAAAUCDCCCACUAAUAACGAACCAAGGAUUCCUACGCAAUCUUCUUCACCGAAGGRCAUUAAUAGUGCUACAAGUUUUAAUGACUCCGACAAGUCACCCAUGAGCAACCAUUUGAAUGAAGAAUUAAGUGAUUUCCUCCCACCCCCUCCCACGGAUUUCACUUGUGAAGAUAUUGAUAAUAUGCCUUCUCCGCCACUUCCCCCACCACCAGAGUUUUUACCUAUUGAUAAUAAUGACUUUAACAGUCCAUUACCAGCCCCACCCAUUGACUUCUGCGAUGAUGAUACCGAUCCUGGGUCUUUACUGGAUGUGCCUGCCAUCAGUAACAAACACGUAAAUAGUGGAUCAACAUUUMGAGAGAAGGCAUUGUUGGAGUGGGACAGUGACGAUGUCUGURAUUGGUUAGAUUCACUGAAUUUAACACAAUACCAAGACACAUUCAGAGACAAUGACAUAAAAGGACUUCACCUACCAGAACUUACUAAGGCUGAUCUAUUAGAACUUGGAAUCAAAAGCCUUGGUCACAGAAUUACAAUGGAAAACUCUGUAGCAAAGCUGUGUCAACCAAUGGAAUCAAGCUGUUAAUUUUAUGAGGUUCAAAUCUCAGGCUGAAUUGUUGUCUUAUAAGUUAUUGUACAGUGUUACUUGGUAGUUUUAACCCAACCCUAUGCAUUGUCAGUGUAGGCUACUUCAUCAAAACUCAUCACCAUUAUAGAGUGAAGAAGACACUUGAAUCUGUGAAAUUGUACUAUUAAAAUUUGUUUGCUUUACUUUUUGAAGUUGAGUAAAAWUUCCUAAUAUUAUCCAUAAGGAUGUAUUGCCAUUCAAAGGUUCUGCUUCAGUUACAGCACUAUUUCACAGAAUAAGUGCUCUUACUAUUAAGGCUCUAGCCCAGUGAGAUUUUGUAAACAAGUUCAAGUUGUUCAAUUAACAUGGGCCAAGUUCAUAUCUUAGAAAAUAAAUAUUUUAUACAUAGCAACAAGAUYUGUACAAAGGUGUAUUGGAAUUGUUCUCUUUGCUCACAAUGACAAGUAUACAAGGUUUUAUUAUUUUUAUGAAGUAAUGUAAGAUAUUGUUCAUAUUGUUUAAGUUUCACUAUUUUUAUGAYCACAGUAAAGUUCUUACAAAUGUUCUCUAA
This is a messenger RNA of Exaiptasia diaphana, 6049 nucleotides long. RefSeq names its product SH3 and multiple ankyrin repeat domains protein 3. Gene Ontology annotation, molecular function: ionotropic glutamate receptor binding; synaptic receptor adaptor activity. The coding region runs from base 256 to 5496 and encodes 1746 amino acids. The transcript is spliced from 22 exons. The record is from RefSeq and is a predicted model, not a curated record. Gene Ontology annotation, cellular component: postsynaptic membrane; postsynaptic density; dendritic spine. Lineage: Eukaryota; Metazoa; Cnidaria; Anthozoa; Actiniaria; Aiptasiidae.